Messenger RNA from Exophiala bonariae, 966 nucleotides. RefSeq lists its product as uncharacterized. The transcript has 4 exons. The record is from RefSeq and is a predicted model, not a curated record. Lineage: Eukaryota; Fungi; Ascomycota; Eurotiomycetes; Chaetothyriales; Herpotrichiellaceae. Bases 1 to 966 code for a protein of 321 amino acids.
AUGGCAUCUCCCACGCCCGUCAAGAUUCUACUCGGAACGCAUACUAUCGGAGAUAAUGCUCUACUUCCCGGAAUUUGCCAUUUCGAUAACGAGAAUGAUGUCAAGACCCUUUUGGAUGCCUUCUAUGAGCGCGGCUACCGGGAUAUCGACACUGCAGCAAACUAUCUUGGGUCAGAGGCACGCCUCGGAAUUGCUGGGGCACCCUCGCGAUUCACUAUUCAUUCCAAGAUCAAGUUUGCCCAGCCUGGAGACCACGAGGCUGCGAAAGUCGAAAUUAGUAUCAAGGAGUCUCUCGAUGCUCUCCAAGUUUCUACGAUAGAGACGAUGUACCUACACAUACCAGAUCGACAAACACCAUUCGAGGAGACACUAAAGGUCUUGAACCAAGGAGUGCAGCGAGGAAAGUUCUCGCGAUACGGUAUCUCCAACCAUACAGCAGCAGAGGUACAGGACAUCAUUGAUAUAUGCGAGCGAAAUGGAUAUGCCAAACCGGCGGUCUUCCAGGGCCAUUACAAUGCAAUUGUGAGAGGGGGUGAGAAGGAGUUGUUUCCACUUUUGCGCAAACACAACAUCCCUUUCUAUGCUUAUAGUCCUGCAGCCGGAGGCAUCUUCUCUGGAGGUAUCUCGAACCCCAACUCAAAACGAUGGAGUGACGAUAACAUAGUCGGAAAGUUGUAUAAUUCCCUCUACGGAGAUGCUACUGUAGUGGAAUCUGUCCAUCUCGUCAAAGACGCAACCAAGAAGUAUGAUAUAAGUGGACAUGCGGCGGCUAUACGCUGGACAGCCUUCCAUAGCGCGUUGGACGGGAAAUUUGGUGAUGGGUUGAUCUUCGCGGUUUCCAAGCUGGACCAGCUCCACGAGACCAUUGAUGCUUUGGAAGCAGGCCCCCUACCAGUGGAUCUUGCUCAAGUCAUCAGCGCUGUCUAUGCCACUGUUGAAGGUAAGGAGCCGCCGUAUCAUCUCUAA